Molecule: messenger RNA, 2068 nt
Organism: Camelina sativa (false flax)
Lineage: Eukaryota; Viridiplantae; Streptophyta; Magnoliopsida; Brassicales; Brassicaceae
Product: BTB/POZ domain-containing protein At3g05675
Molecular function (GO): protein binding
Source: RefSeq, a predicted model, not a curated record
UUAAAAUCAUUAAACCUUGAAGAGGCCUUAAAGCCCAAAAGAACAUUUGAAAUCGACCCCACUAAGUGACCCAACUAGAUUUUAGGUGAACGUCACUCCAUACUCGAAAAAUAAAAAGUAGAAGAAGAAGAAGAAGAAAGAUUUGUACUUUAAGCCCAGCAAAUUUCUGACACACAUCAUCAAGUAGGCAUUGAAAAGAUCAUUUGUACCAACGAAGAAAACGAAAGAGAGAGAGGGAGAGAGCGAAGGAGAUCGGGUGGAGUUUUUGAUGAUAUCAGACUUGUCCGUAGAUGCAAAGAUUAAAGCUUUAAUUUUUUUUUUUCUUUUUUUAAGUUGUCUUGGAAGAAGAAGUACCACUGCUGAGAGAAAAUCUUAAAAGAUUCAACAUUUAAUAGGUGCUGACAUAAAGAUCCAGCUUUUGCUCUAUGGAGCCUCGUCAGGAUAAUAAAGCCGAGGCUUCAUAUACAUUUGGUGAUCGAUCGAGCAGUGACAUAGUUGUUAGACUAAGAAACGAGGAAGGACGGGACGAUUGGAUCUAUUGCCAUUCCAAGAUCCUUACUAACAAAAGCCAGUACUUCGCUGACCGUCUCUCUGAUAAAUGGCCUACUUGCAAGAUUCUUGAUUCACGCUACUGUGUUGAAGUCAUCUGUCAAGAAUCAGAUUAUGAUCAUCAUAUCAAUCUCUUAAGACUUCUCUAUCUUGUCUCUGAUGAUGUUCAUGAGGAUAACCUUUGUCAUAACGUGAAAAGUGCGUUGGGGAUCCUCUGCGUAGCUAAAGAACUUAGUUGUCCGCAGAUUGUUACUGCUUGUGUGAACUACUUGGAAGCUGUUCCAUGGGAAGAAGGUGAAGAGGAAGAGAUUCUAAGGAUUGUACCUAGAAUUGGAUCAGAAGCAGAGCCAGUUCUUGCCCGUCUCCAACCAGUUGAUCAGUCUGCUGUUAGUGGUAUCUUUGUAUCUGCUUUUAGGUUUGCUACUUCGUCCCCACCUUUGCCCUUGGGAGACAUAAAGUCCUCGGCUCAAGAACAGAUUGAGUAUAUGAUAACCGAAGAUGAUGAUGCACCAUUGUUGAUUGCUGAUGAAGAGAUCAAGCUUGAAGUAAAAGAAUGUGUAAAGAGUCUGUUUGUAAGAUUCUUCCAAUGUCUAGAAGAAACCUCUUUCAAACCUUUGGAGUCUGAGGAUAUUAGCAAAAAGGGAUCUUUUAGGAUGGUUCUGUCUGACUUGUCGUGGGCUUUUCAGAUAUUAACAAAGAUGGAAGUGGUUAAAGAAUUUGUAGUAACAUGGGUUGACACAUCUGAGAAGCUAGUUAAGGUAGUUGAGAAGUUGGAAACAUCAGUUACAGAGACGGUUGAGAUAAGAGUUAAGAUCAUCGAGGUGACUUCAAAAGUCUUGGAAGCGAUCGGUUAUGGAACAGUGAUAUUACCAACAGCGAAACGGCUUCAGAUGGUGAAACUAUGGCUUCCUUUUGUAAGAAACACAAAGCCUCUUGUUGAGUCAGUGGUAACGGAAGGUGAGGAGGUUGAAUCUGUUGUGAGGUAUAAAAUUGAUGGAGAGAUAUGGCAAGCUUUGGAAUCUUCCUUUGUAUCGAUAAUUCUGGCAUUGCCAUCUGCAGAUCAAGCUGAGAUAUUGACUGAAUGGUUAAGCAAGAAUGGCUUGUAUCCGGAUUUAACAGAAGCUUUCGAGGUUUGGUGUUACAGAUCUAAAGUCGCCAAGAGAAGAUUGGGUUUAACCGGCGGCGAAGAGGAGAACGGCAUGUCUUAAACUCAUUUCCUCAGCUCUGAGUCCAGAGAGAAGAAGCGUUCCAUUAUUUGUUGUUGUUGUGUAGGUGUCAUUUAACCCUUUUGUGUCAUUGUGUGUUCUCUGCCAAAUCCCUUCAUAUUAUCCAUUGGCAGUUUCCACAAGUCUGUAAAUACUGUUGACAAAGAUCUUGUCCUUCUUUAGUCACUAAGAGAUAUAUUUCCUGCUAAAGAUGUAUUGUAGGAUGUCGGUCUGUCGAUCACUUCUGGUUUCUCUGCAACUAUAUCACGGAACUUAGGUCCCAUUAGAUCAUUAAUGGAUGACGCUCUUGAUGA